GUUUUUCAUUCACUAAGGCCCCGCCUAAUUGAGAAAGAUGAACGGGAUCCUCGCUGCUAAGAAUUGCUCUGUGAGUCCAGCUCAAACUCCAGGACACUCCUUCAAACGUGGCCAGAUGAGUAAAAAAGUGUCCGGUGGUAAAAACGAGAGCGUCAGAGAACAAAGCAAAGACUGUGAGCAGAAACAAGGACCGGGCUGUGUCAUUAGGAACGUCCAGAUGUUAGAAGAGCGCUUCAUGAUGAUGGACUCCCCACCGAAGAAAACGCCACGCUCUCACCAGCGGAGGUGGUCGGUCUCGGUGACGUCCCCAGUCAUUGUUGUUAGGAAGAGCAGGAAGGAACCGCUGCCGCCUCAGCGCAGCGUUUCCCUCCUGCAACCCCCAGCAGCCCCACAUUCUUCCUUCAAGCGGUACUCCUUCCCUCUUAUUGGGACCUUCACCUCACCAGGUCGCCCAUCCAGCUCAUCCUCUUCCUCCUCCUCCUCUACCUCCUCCUGCUCCUCGCCCCCUCCCGUCCAGACGUCUGCCAUCACUGGCCACGAUCCGCUCGGCUGGAAGGUACAACCCAAAUCCAGCUCCAGCUCCUCCCGGGCACGCGCUAAAAGGCUGUCUCUGCAGAUCCCCCUCCCCGUUGUCCCCGUGUCCAACCCUCAAAGCCCGGAGCCGUCGUUCAAAGCCAAACCAGCUCUCAGGCCAAAACCUUUCCGCCGCCACUCCGAAUCCUCGGCCUUCCUCGGGUCACCGGGGAGCCCUCUACCUGCGGUGACACGCCAGGAGCUUCUGGCCGUGCGCCUCCGCCCAGUUACAGUUCAUUCAGGGGAGCCAGAUGAGGUCUUCUGCGAGCCGACUCCGGGUGAAGGGUCGGCAACCGGCGGGCCGCGCAAAGUACCACCUCCGGUUCCAGAAAAGACGGCCAUGGCGAGACAAAUCUCGCAGCUGAUCGCUAUGUCACGAAAACGCUGUUGUGCCGUCGUAGCUACAAGCAACAGAGAUAAAAACGCUCACACCAGCGUGAUACCGCUAAAACCUAAACAAUCCCCUCAGCAUGGAGGCCACAACAACAACAACACAGCAACUAAAACGGCUGGAUUGAGUCUCCAUACUGGCUGUGACAGAGAGAGGUGCACGCCACAUUUCAGCUGGCUGAAAAGGCUGCAAGGACAAAGUGGAAGAUGCUCCCAGUCAUCAUGACCAAGAAGCAGUGUGUUGCUCUCUGCAAAGAACAAGCGCAUCUUUUAAAACAGAGCACUGUGCUCUUCGAGCUUACUUUGAGACACUGAAAAUGUUAAAAUGUUGAAAAUUAUCGAAACAUGGUUUAAUGCAUAGCGGAAAAGACAUUUAGAUAUAACAAAGACAUCGAGACUCUAAGUAAGUUCUGAUUUAAUCUGGCUAAUCAGCAUGGGGGGGAAAAAAGAAAAAAAGUGCAGAAAAGAAAUGCAGGUAUCCCAACAUAGCUGAGAUCAGCACCAUGUACGUAUAUCACAAAUCGCAACGCUAUCGCAACAAUCCUAUUGGAGAUUUUAUAAAUCUAAUCUCACAGUCCUGAGUGUUUUCCCAGAGGAAUUAAGAUGUCUGAAAACUGAUAAACUCUGCUUUAUGCUCAUUUCUUUCAUUGUUUGUGCAUGAACUACUGAAUAUAUGCGAGUAGGAAAACUUUGAAUACUUUUUAGUAAAUAAAAAUGGCUUCAAAUAAACAGUUCAUUUUUAUCUUGACAUCUGACACUCAGGUGAAGUCUUUAUUAUGGUAGAAACAAGACUGAAACAGGCUAACGGUGCUGUUCAUUUUUGGAAGUGACAGUCAAAGGCAAUACAUUCGUCUUUUACACAUUCACUUUCAAGGA
This is a messenger RNA of Menidia menidia (Atlantic silverside), 1839 nucleotides long. The record is from the annotation of a GenBank genome assembly. NCBI's taxonomy places the organism in Eukaryota, Metazoa, Chordata, Actinopteri, Atheriniformes, Atherinopsidae.